UAGAGUGCUGGAGAAUGGCCUACUUUGAGAGAGCCAAAUGGCUUGUACAGUAUCUGCUGCUCUUGGUGUUGGGAAGUACACUUUUCUUGGUUUGCUCUAUCUUGGUGAGGACAGCAUGCCUCUUCCCGCCCUUCAGACGACAAAUUUUAGCUUUCUUCCAGAAAGGCGCAGACAGGAGGGCCCCGGGGAUGUUGACCACGCCUGAGCAGUGUCAACAACGCCUGAACGAACGGACAAGUCUGGCUGCGUGGAAAGGAAUGCUGUUCAUGUUGACGUCUUGGUUGGAGGCUGAGGUGUUUGAGGGAGGCAAGGCCACCGACUCCUCCCUCGUAAGGCUUGACGGGAACUCCUGCCGGCUGCUCCAGUUCGCCCGGGCGGCCCGCCCUCUGGUCAUCAGCUUCGGCAGCAACACCUGACAACCGUUCCGGACGAAGUUGGACAUGGUCAAGCGGAUCAUGUCGGACUUCGCCGCCGUGGCCGACUUCGUGGUGGUGUAUGUGGCCGAGGCGCACCCCACCGACGGCUGGGCCAUGAGUGGGGGCAUGGACAUCCGGCAGCACCGGAGUCUGGAGGAAAGACUAGCGGCGGCGGAGAUGCUGGCUCUGCACGACCUCCCCUGUCCUAUCCUGGUGGACACCAUGGACAACGCCGCCGCCCGCGCGUACGCAGCGAUACCGGACAGGUUGUACAUCGUGUUGGACGGAGUGUGUGUUUACAGGGGCGGGCCGGGUCCGGAUGGCUACCACCCGGAGGAAGUCCGUGAUUGGCUGCAGAGAUUCUCUGGAUAAAGCAGCGGCAGUUUCUCAGUAGUUAUAAAAUGAUGACUCUUUGGUAGACUCUCUGCGACAUCCUUGUUAUCGUUUAUUACCUCAUUGUACCAAGAAUGUCCUUGAUUGUACGAAGGUUUUCUGUUCGGCGCGUUUGUCUCUUUGCUUGCCUACUCUAAGGUACAUACGAAAACACUGCUACCUGACUAAAUACCAAUGAGGAAACACUCAUAAGUAACCAAGUAACUCGGAUGAAAAUUCCCCAUUUUCAUACAUUGUGAAGUAUUGAUGACUUUAUUACCCGUUUUGGAAUGCAAAAUACAAG
Molecule: messenger RNA, 1092 nt
Organism: Branchiostoma belcheri (Belcher's lancelet)
Lineage: Eukaryota; Metazoa; Chordata; Leptocardii; Amphioxiformes; Branchiostomatidae
Product: type I iodothyronine deiodinase-like
Exons: 2
Coding region: 441-788 (115 amino acids)
Molecular function (GO): thyroxine 5'-deiodinase activity
Source: RefSeq, a predicted model, not a curated record